UGGCUUGAGGGGCUCAGAUCAGCUCUAGCCAUGUGGGUUCGACAUCAACCACUCUUCGUAGCGCUAGCCGUGCUCGGCACGGCCGUGCUGGCUCGCGAGCUGCCUGUCUUCAGGCGCCGUCCUGACAACGGCGGCCUCGUCGUCUCAGUGCGGCCCGUCCGCGAGUACAUCCCCAGUGACCUGGCGCCCGCCGCCACCCGCUACUGGGGCGACCUUGCCGUAGCUGCCAGCGGAGGCCACGGAGGAGGAGGCGGAGGCCACGGAGGAGGCGGCGGAGGCGGAGGUGGAGGCGGUGGAGGAGGAGGAAAAGAGAGCAGCUCCAAAAAGGGCGGCGGCUCCAAACACCACUCGUCCAGCCACGGCUCCAAGGGAAGCAAGGGUCACAAAGGUCACAAGGGCAACAGUGGCUGGGACAAGGGCGAGAAAGGUCACCACGACAAGGAGGACAAGUCCGGCCACCACGAGGAAGACGGCGGCCACAAGAAGGGCCACCACGAGGAGGGCGGCCACUACGGCAAGCACGAGAAGGGCAGCAAGGGUGAGAAGGGCUCGAGCUUUGGCGAGAAGGGAGGUCACAAGAAAGGCGACUCCACCAAGGGAUACCACAACACGUACCACAAGGACGAGUACAAGAAGGAGCACAAGUUCUACGACGACUUCCACAAGGGCGGCCACUCCAAGAAGUACGGCGACUUCCACGAACACCACGGAGACAAGAAGGGAGGCCACGAGAAGGGAGGUCACCACAAGGGCGGUCACCACGAGGACAAGUACAGCAAGAAGGGCCACCACGACAAGGGUCACCACGACAGCGAUCACAAGGGGUGGAAGGGCGAGCACGGCCACGAGGAAUACAGCGGCCACCACGACGACUACGGCAAGAAGGGAGGCGACGAGGGCCACAGCUCUCACGGUUUCAGCUCGGGCGGAGGCGGAGGUCACGGAGGCGGUGGUGGAGGUGGAGGCGGCGGCGGACACGGAGGAGGAGGAGGUGGCGGAGGACACCACUAAGCUGCUGAUUCCAACCCUGCUGUUCAUCAUCCUUUUGCCAAACCUGGCUUUCGUUAAUUUAUUGAAAUUUGAAUCCAGCGGCCGACAGAGGUGGCCAAAAACCCUGUUAAUGCCAUCAACCCUUUCCUCCAUCCCCAUCCCUCUCUUGUCACACCCGAAGGAUUCCCGGAAACUCAUUUUGACCCUGUUGUUGCUGCGAUCUCGUUGUUGUUGAUUGUUGACUUAAUGUGUAGUUAAUGUUAAAUGUUUUUAAACGGCUACAAAUUGAUUAAAAUGCAUUUUGUUGUUGUUACCUGCAAAUAAAAAAAAGCUAUUUCA
Molecule: messenger RNA, 1329 nt
Organism: Neocloeon triangulifer
Lineage: Eukaryota; Metazoa; Arthropoda; Insecta; Ephemeroptera; Baetidae
Exons: 1
Coding region: 31-1011 (326 amino acids)
Source: RefSeq, a predicted model, not a curated record